This is a messenger RNA of Leptopilina boulardi, 897 nucleotides long. RefSeq lists its product as uncharacterized. The transcript is spliced from 3 exons. Lineage: Eukaryota; Metazoa; Arthropoda; Insecta; Hymenoptera; Figitidae. The record is from RefSeq and is a predicted model, not a curated record. Bases 1 to 897 code for a protein of 298 amino acids.
AUGGCAGUAACAGUUCCAUAUGUUAAUUCAGUUAUACGAUAUGACAGAAACAGCAAGAAUUAUAUGGCAGUAAUAACGAAAGAUUUUUUCAUUGUGGUUCAAAACAUUGGUUGUUCUGAAAAUAGUUUAAGAUGUGUGGUACCAGCUGGUACCAAGGCUAAAUUAAUAAUUCCCUUAGUGCUACCAAUAUUAACUAUUACUAAAACUGUUUAUAAAAAUGGUUCUAAAACUGCUGCUAAAACUGGUGCUAAAAAUAGUUCUAAAACUGGUGGUAAAACUGCUACUAAAAAUGGUUAUAAAACUGGUGCUGUAACUGCUGCUAAAAAUGGUUAUAAAACUUGUGCUAUAACUGCAUCUAAAAAUGGUUCUAAAACUGCUUCUACAAAUGGAUCUAAAACUGGUACUAAAACUCCUUCUAAAAAUGGUUCUAAACCUGGUACUAAAGUGGAUGCUAAAAAUAUUACUAAAAUUGGUGCUAAAACUGCUUCUAAAAAUGGUUCUAAACCAGGUGCGAAAGCUGAUGCUAAAAAUAGUUUUAAAACUGGUGCUAAAAAUGUUUCUAAACCUGGUGCUAAAACUGUUUAUAAAAAUAAUUCUAAAACUUGUGCUAAAACUGCUGAUAAAAAUGGUUCUAAAACUGGUGCUAAACAUACUUCUAAAUGUGUUUCUAAAAAUGUUUCUAAAAAUUGUUCUAAAAUUGGUGCUAAAGCUGGUGCUAAAAGUGGUUCAAAAACUGAAGCUAAAACUGCUGCUCAAAAUAGUUGCAAAACUGAUUCUAAUACUGUUUAUAAAAAUGGUUCUAAAACUGAUGAUUCGUUUUUGAGUUAUCCUGUCACCCACCAACACGAAGGACGCGUUUCGGCAGCGAUUUUAGGAGCCGCCAUUUUGAAAAAAUAA